ACUCUGUGUCAGCCUGUGCACCUGUGCUGCAAACUCCUAUUAUAUCAACAAAGGCAGCUACACACACAAGACUACACACAUGCACUCAAAUGAACCUGCACCAGUGACAGGCUCACUCUGUGGGACACAAACACACACAAACCCAACCCUGUCAUUGUAACACACCCAGCUCCCAUCUGGGCCUCCCACACAACCAGUUCCCUUUGUCACACAUAAGACACCAGCAUCCUCAUCUGUAUCUCAUUCACAACCAAGUGGUUUUGACAAGCAAGCACACAGCUCCCAUUUAGAGGCACACACACAGCUUGUGACCUGUGUCACCUGGGUCUCCAUGAUCCCAAUAAUCAUCUAAUUAAUCCAAGGUAUGUAUAGCCAAUGGAAUGUAUUACAUUUGUUUGAGAUGACUACAUUGGAGGAGAUUCCAUUUCAGAAAAAAAAAAACCUUUUUAAGGCAAAUAUAAGAAUACAGGUAGAUAUAUUCUUUCCUUUGCAUUCUAGCUCUGCUGAUCUUUAAAGACUCAUGACACAUUCUUUACAUAAUUGCCUUUGCACUGGUACUCCAAAAAUCAACUCAUAAGCAAAAUCUUGCAUUGCCUAUAGCAUAUUUGCAGCAAAAUGACUUUCUCACCUCUGCUCAAGUCUAACUAUAGAAACUCAAGUUAAAGCUUAUAAACUAUGCAUAUACAGAUUUAUAAUGAUUAUUAUUUUUUUAUAUAUAUAAAUCUGUAGUUUAUUUUCUUAAUAGUAACGUAAACGCAACAUUUAAGGAAAAGAAGAAAAAAAAAGCUAAAUUGUCAGCCUAAGUGUGAAUUGUUGUGUUUUAAAAAAUAAAUUCUAAUUUUUAGCAAUUCUUAGCUCAUUUUUAGAUAAAAAUUAAGAAAAAAAAUAUCUGCUUUGGAGAUUUUUUCCAGUCCAGCUAUUGGACUAAAAACAUGAUUUCAAACUUUAGUAGACAGCGUGGUGUGCACAUCACAUUCUGAAGUCAAUAAGUGAUCGUGGUAAAAUAAAGGCUGACAUUUAGGAGAAGGGCUGGUUUUUCGACUCUGUAAAAAGAAUGGAGAAUGGAAUGUUAAAUGUAUUCUUCCCUGCUUUUAAAUAACAAUGCAAAUCAAAACACAGAGAUAGCCGUCACUAGACAAUUGUUGAUUUAUUGCAAUUUGUAUCCUCAUCCUACUUAUACUACAUUUAUUCUUUAAUGUGUGCGAACACUCUUUCAGUAGUUACCUAAUAUGAUUAUGCUUGUAAUGAUGUGUGCAUUGUUUCAGAAAUCAUUUAUAUUUAAACUACAGGGUUUAAAACCUAGAUUGGGAAUUAUUGACUAUAAACAAGAAAAUUGCAAACCUUAAGCCAAAAUCACAGCAUGAAACAGUUGGAGAUGGUUUUCAGGACAAGUAUUUGGUAAAAAAAAUUCUAUCGACAUGAAAAUUUUAAGGAAUAAAUCUCAUCCUAUUUAAAAACAGACAAAGAAACAAACAAGUAUUCCCACAAUCUACCUCUAGUAUUUAUUUAAUGAACAGUGUAUUCGGAUCAAUUCAAAAUCAAAUUUAUAAAUUUUUUCACCAAAUAUAUUAUUGGAGUUUAACCAGAAUAAAUAAAGGAUAGAAGGUGCCAAAACUACAUAACCAGAGACGCCAAACAGAGAUUUUUAUAGUAAAAGUCAAGUAAAACUAAAAGAGAAAAGAAACAGCAAUCAAACAAUCAAGUGAAUGAAGACUAUGGCCUUGAUUUAAUAAUUUUGGAUACGUUUUUCAAAUGAUCACAAUUUGUUUGGAACGUAAUCAGAAAUUAUUCCAUGGUGUUAGAAAAAAAAAAAUGUAAACGAUUUAUCUAAAAACAUCCCCAUAGACUUUAAUGGUGAUUUAUGUAAAUUAAUUAUUUGAAAAUGCUUUUUUUUUCUCUAACAGAAUGGAAUAAUUUCUGAUUUUUAUUCAAACAAAUUAAAUUGAGGCCAAUCUGUUAGAAAACUCUUUCAAAUUAUUUUAGGUUUUUCUAGCAGAUUGUGAUAAGUUUAUCAACAAAAUUAGAUAAGCUUAUCCAAGACAAUUAAUUCAAGGCCUGUGGCCUCAAUUCAAUAUUACUGGAAAUAUCCAGUCAAAAAUUAUUGACUGCUUUCAGCGGAUAUUUUUAUUGAAUUUCGAUAACUUAAUGACCUAUUACCAGCCAAGAUUCUAUCAGUCAAAACCGAUAAACGAUUUGGAUGCUUGAUAUAAAUUCCCUCAUAAAUGUUCUUCCAAAUCCAGUCAUUAAAAAAGAAAUAGGGUCACUUUGACCCUGACUUUAGUGGAAGGGAGGUAACAUACAACCCCCAUGCCUGCACUCACCAUGCUGCUAUUGCUGCCCAGUCGCUAGUAACAUUUUAAGUGUCUAGAUGCGAUAGAACACAAUGUCCACCCACUUUAUUUAUUUAAAUCAUAGCCACACCGUGGAUGCUUCAACCAUAUACAUGCACCUUUGGACAGGUACCUUCAGCUAUAAACAUGCACCUUUGGACAGGUUCCUUCAGCUACAUACAUACACCUACAAACACAGGUCGUUAUGCCAUAUGCAUGCACCUUUGGACAAGAUCCUUCAGCCAUAUACAUGCACUUUUGGAUAGGAUCCUUCAACCAUAUGAACACACAAUUGAAUAGGUUCCUUCAGCCUUAUACAUAACAAACACAGGAUGCUUCAGCCAUAUACAUACACCUUUGGACAGGUUCCUUCAGCCAUAUACAUACACCUUUGGAAAGGUUCCUUCAGCCAUAUACAUACACCUUUGGACAGGUUUCUUCAGCCAUGUCCAUACACCUUUGGACAGGUUCAUUCAGCCAUAUACAUACAUCUUUAGACAUAUUCCUCCAGCCAUGUACAUACACCUUUGGACAGGUUCCUUCAGCCAUAUACAUACACCUUUGGACAGGUUCCUUUGGCCAUAUACAUACACCUUUAGACAGGUUCCUUCAGCCAUUUACAUACACCUUUGGACAGGUUCCUUCAACCAUAAGAACGCACAUUUGAAUAGGUUCCUUCAGCCAUAUACAUACACCUACAAACACAGGAUGCUUCAGCCAUAUGCAUACAACUUUGUCAGGUUUCUUCAGCCAUAUACAUGCACCUACAAACACAGGAUGCUUCAGCCAUAUACAUACACCUUUGGACAUGUUCCUUCAGCCAUAUACCUACACCUUUGGACAGGUUCCUUCAGCCAUAUAUAUACACCUUUGGACAGGUUCCUUCAGCCAUAUGCAUUCACCUUUAGACAGAUUCCUUCAGCCCUGUACAUACACCUUUGGACAGGUUCAUUCAGCCAUAUACAUACACCUUUGGACAGGUUCCUUCGGCCAUAUACAUACACCUUUAGACAGGUUCCUUCAGCCAUAUACAUACUUUGGACAGGUUCCUUCAGCCAUACACAUACACCUUUGGACAGGUUCCUUCAGCCAUAUGCACACACCUUUGGACAGGUUCCUUCAGCCAUAUACAUACACCUUUGGACAGGCUCCAUCAGCCAUAUACAUACACCUUUGGACAGGUUCCUUCAGCCAUAUACAUACAACUUUGGACAGGUUCCUUCAGCCAUAAGAACGCACAUUUGAAUAGGUUCCUUCAGCCAUAUACAUACACCUACAAACACAGGAUGCUUCAGCCAUAUGCAUACACCUUUGUCAGGUUUCUUCAGCCAUAUACAUGCACCUGCAAACACAGGAUGCUUCAGCCAUAUACAUACACCUUUGGACAUGUUUCUUCAACCAUAUACAUACACCUUUGGACAGGUUCCUUCAGCCAUGUACAUACACCUUUGGACAUGUUCCUUCAGCCAUAUACAUACACCUUUGGACAGGUUCCUUCAGCCAUAUACAUACACCUUUGGACAGGUUCCUUCAGCCAUAUACAUACACCUUUAGACAGAUUCCUUCAGCCAUGUACAUACACCUUUGGACAGGUUCCAUUGGCCAUAUACAUACACCUUUAGACAGGUUCCUUCAGCCAUAUACAUACACCUUUGGACAGGUUCCUUCAGCCAUACACAUACACCUUUGGACAGGUUCCUUCAGCCAUAUGCACACACCUUUGGACAGGUUCCUGAAGCCAUGUACAUGCACCUUUGGACAGGCUCCGUCAGCCAUAUACAUACACCUUUGGACAGGUUCCUUCAGCCAUAUACAUACAACUUUGGACAGGUUCCUUCAGCCAAAUACAUACACUUUUGGACAGGUUCCUUCAGCCAUGUACAUGCACCUUUGGUCGGACAGUCAUUGAAUUCUGACAGUUAGGUGGCACUGAUACAAGGACCAUAGAGACUAACUGUCAUUUUUGAAACACAGUCCAACCCAAGGUCAUGUGGCUAAUGGAUCCUGCCGUAUAUUAAAGGUAGGGAUGAGUUUUUCUAUUUUUUUUUUCACAUAUACUGAAUUUAAAAAAAAUAUAUAUAUAUAUUUAUUUUCCAAACGGGAUGAAAGGAAUAUUAUAUUAAAAAACAUUCUUCAGGUGACAGUUGUAAUUCAGGCUCUCCCUAUUGUAACUGUUUACUCAAAAAUUAUCCUCACGCAUAAAAUACAUACUUGAAUUCAAGAAGAUAAAAACAAGGAGAAAUGGAGGGACAACAAACAAAAAGAGAUUAUUUAAAAAAAAAAGGAAAAGCAUAACAGAGUAAUCACGGUAAAAAAAAAAAAAAAAAUGUUGAGGAAUUAAAAAUGUACUUCAAAUUUUAGUCCAAAAUAGACAAACACAAUUAUGUUUUCGGUCUAAAAGGUAUUUCAACAUGUUUUGAAAGUCAAUUUAAAAUUUAAGGCAACAAUUGCCAAACUAGAAGACUUGAGGUAGUUGUUAAAUUUAGGUGAGUUCCCUCAGCAUGCCCUCGAUCCAGAGGAUGAUAGGAAUUAGGAAAUAAAGUACUCCAGUGCCCCCUGGUCCCACAAUCACACACAAGCUGAGAUUAGAAGCCUGGUGCAAUCAAAUAAUGCAUCGGAGAGACUAAUGUUUGGAUAAUGUCACCUGCUGGUUUGAAAGCAUGAUCUAAGCAACUUAAAUAUUUGUUCCAAAAAAAAAUUCCCCUACUUGAUUUACCAGUUAUUUCACGUAGCCCAUCAUGCUUUCAUAUGCUGUUUUGCACAGAUGCUGAUAUAAUAUAUGCUUUUAUUGCCCAUAAUUACUGGGGACUACAGUGUGAGUGCAGUUCCUGGCUACUAAUCUGAAGGCAAAACUGGGACAUACAUUCAUGGCUGCCUGAGAUUAGUGGGAGUUACACUCCCAAGCAGCACCUGCCACUAUUUUAGUGGUGGAAGCUAAACUAACUGUAACUCCAACUAAUCUGGUGCCCUAAUAACAAAAAAGUCAUUCACUUAACUACACUACACUUAAACUAACCAUCAACUCUCUCACUACCCCAUACCUAACCUCACAAGUGUCCCUAUGCAAGAGUGACAAUCCCUAUUUUGGACCCAAAUCCCUCUGUCCCUCUUUUUUAUCCUAAUGUCCCUCUUUUCUAGGAGAUCUAUAUCGGAGUGUAUAACAGAGCUCCACAGCAAUCAUGCUCCCAGUAAUGUGUCUUUAAACCACAAUGAAUGUGCUUAGAAAUCAGUCUGUGUCAAUAAUAUACAUUGUCCUAUUUUAGUUACAUACAUUUUUAUUAACAAGUCACCUAACAUUUCUCAUAAUAGCCCCAUGCCUAGCCACAUCCUUACAAUUAAAGUACCUCCCCCCCCCCCCUUGUCCAUUUGAAAUGUUAGGUGGUAUGCUACCCUAACUAUCCCCAUUAACUCCAACACUACCCUAAUGCUAAAACUUUAACCCCUUACACUACCCUAAAACGAUUAACCUCGGCUACACUGCCUGAAUUCUAACUCGUCCUAAAAAUAUUGUGUCAGUUUUAUAAUUUAUUAAUAAGGUUAUACACUGAAGUGAGAAUUCCAAGUGAAUUUCAAAUAUAAGGGCCAAAGUAGAUCAACUUGACGCAUUGCUGACUUAGACAAUGUUUCCAGAUCGAAUGGUACAACCGUGAAUUUGAAAUUCACUAUAAAUUCACUUUCGUGACUAACCCAGAACACCAUAUACAAAUGUGUAAACGUCGUGGUGGUGAUUUCCACACAUUUACACUAGACGCAGAACCGAGCUUAUAUCAGCAUCCUGUUGGCAUAACAACAGGAUCGAGUUUACAGUGGCAGCUUGCCAGUUCUGGGUUAGUUCUGUUUGUGUUCUUGGCCUGGUGGAGUAGAAUUUCUGGUGUGCAUGUUGGGGUUGCACCCAUCAUUAUUGAUUCAUAAUUUACUGUGAGGAUGACAAAAGACAUAUAAAAGUCACUCCCUCACUCAUUUUUAGGAUUGUCUUGGUGCAACUGUUAAAAUCACAAGUGCUUUCUAAAUAAAUAAAAAUGGUUUGUGCAGUAUUGGUGCAUGUGAGGGUUUUUCUGUGCACAUCAAUUGUGAAUGUAUGUGAAGGUCUCUCACUCUCAGUGUAAUGUCAUUGUGUACUUUGCGAACAGUGUCAGUGUGUAUCAGAGCUUGUGUGUGUGCAUUGUCAGUGGAUGUAUGUCAGUUCUCCUGUAUGUGCCCAUCUUUGUGUUUGUCCUUUUUCUGUGUGUUGUUUUCACAUUUUCUGUAUGUGUCUACGUUAGUAAAUCUAUGUUCAGUAUCUGUACGUGUUUUUGUUGGAGUUCCUGUGUGUGUGAACUGUCAGUGUAUUUGUAUGCUGGUGUAUGCUUGUGUGCAUGAGCAAUGGCAGUAUGCGUGCACGCUGGUGUUCUGUGUUCCUGUUUGUGUGCAAUCUUAGUAUAUGUGUAUGUUGAUGUUUCUAUGUGUGCAAUAUCAGCAUAUCAAGAAGGCAGGGGACCAUAAUAUAUAAAGUCAAAGUAUAUAAUGUACCAAAGGACCUACCUUUAUAACACACACAGUAAACAAUAAUAAACUAAAGUGGCAAUUGUGCCGAAAGAAGACACAUAGAAUCACAAAGCUACCCUGUAUAGACAAAAUUAACCCCAUCUGGCCUGCAGUGAGUGUAUUCAAGAAUGAAUGAAAAGUGUAGCUGUGAAGUGCGGAUCCUGCUAUGUUCGAAUAGCCAUAAAUUGCAUACAUUGCAGAAACAGUUUUUCAUAAAAAAAACAGGCCCUCUAAAAGCUUUUAAAGUGCAAAUCCCAUAAUGCCCAAUCAGGCUGAUGGUAUGGACGAGCAUCAUGUAAAUAGCACAUCUUUAACAUUUCUAUAAACCCCCUUAUGCAUCCCCCCUCCCUUGUCUCUUCCUAUUCACUCCCAUUUGUUUUCAUCCCUAACCCCCCAGCCUUUACUUGCAACCCCCGUUAACUCUCAAAUACCCACCUUCCCAAUUAUCGCUGCCUCUCUCAACUCCGGUCAUUUCUCCCUAUCAUCCCUUUCCCCUAAUUUAUUUCUCAUUAGCCCCCCUUCCCCCACCUCCAAUUUUCUCUGUCUUCUACCAUAUUAAAUGAAGCAUGAAGGGAAGACCCAGAACAGUGCUGCACCUUUCUUCUCAAACUUACUAUUCUGUGUGAGUGACUGCCAUGCUGGCAUAAUGUCAAAUCCAAGCCUGCUCCACUAUACUGUGUAAAAUAUUAAAGGGACACUGUAGACACCAUAUAACCAUUUCACUUCUUUGAAUUGGUCACAGUGCCUGGAGUCCGCUGGCACUGCCCCUCCAUUCAGUGUUAAACUAUUUUCGAGCAGUUAAACACUAAAUAAGGAUCCCUGGCCACCCACAGCCCAGCCCCUUUUGGAGGUGUGGCUAAGGCAGAGAUUACACACUUCCUUGUAGUCCAUCUGUCAGUUGGAGCUCUGAUAGGCUACAAACAGUCAGGUGACACUCUCAACCAAUCACUGCUUCCCAUUUCUGCUCAGACUAAUACUUCCCCAUUUGCCAAAGCAGCACAUAGUGGAUGGACUGCCAGGGAUGCUCGUUUAGCAUUGAAACAUAAAAACAAACAAAAAUCUGUUUAAUGCUGAAUACAUUGAUGGCAAAAGAGGAUUCCAGACACUAUAACCAGUUUAAUGAGAUAAAGCAGAUACGGUGCCUAUGGUGCCCCUAUAAUGCUAAGAAAGAAGACACACACUGCUCUUGGCACUCACCACGUUGGCCACGCUAUAAAACUCUAUGGGUGGCCAGAGGGUGGAAGUGCAGGCCAUAUCCUGCAUGGGAGUCAGUUGUGGAGAUCUAUGUAUGCCACAGCUUGCUUUUUGCUUCUUACAGUAUAUAAUCACACAUUGCAGCCUGAAUUUAUUUACAGAAUGCCUAAUAGAUCCUAGCAGCACUUUAUAAAGUAUGCAUGUUCAGGUGAGUGUGACCCCUUUGCUCUGUAUACAGUAUUUAAAGAUUAUUAGCAAUAUGCCAAUGGCCCUACGACAUGUCAGACCAUGCAGGUUUGAAGAAAUGGUAUUUCUCUAACAGAUUUUUCACUUGCAUUUGCAUUUCUUUCUUAUAUUUGCCCCCUAACUUUAUAACAAUACGUGUCGUUAAGAGGCAGUCUUAGUACCAUAACUACUGUGCAGACACCUUCUCCCAGUUGUGGGAUAAACCAUUGUUGAGCAUUUGGACCAAAGCCAAAGGUCCUUGGCAGUUCUGACCUCCACUUUCUAGAAUUGCUGGUCCAACCACUCAAAAAUGGCUUCACCUAGCACCAUGACCAUAGGCACGCAGUGUUUCGUUUCUUUAACUUAGGGUACCAAAUUAACGUCUUGCCUCUUCUUUUUUACCAGUAUGCCUCCCAAUAUAUUGGCACGAGAGAGCUCAGAGGUCGAUUGGUGUGAAACAAACUAUCUUCACUCAGAGUAUGUGGCUGAAUAUUACAACACGGUAAGUGUAUUGACUGGCAAAAUCCUACUUAACCCUGUAUUCUCAGAGCAAAACCUAUCUAUCCAUACAUCCAUCUAUCCAUCUAUCCAAAGAUCAGAAAAUAUUAUGAUAAUUCUCAUAUUAGGAAGUACACUUAAAGCAGAUCUAUUUUUUAUAGGUAUAUGAAAACAAAUCUACAUGAAAUCUUUUUUAAAUAUGUCUCCAUUUCAAGUUAUUAAUCGUAGAGCAAUUUUAUCUUAUCAGCUGUCUUUGUAUUGUACCUUCCAGAUGAAAUAAAGUACCAAAUUACAUUGCGACUGUAGGGUUAUUGGCCUUCUUGUCAUCAUAUUGAAGUCCAUAUUUAAAGGAACACUAUAGGGUCAGGAACACAAACAUGUAUUCCUGACCCUAUAGUGUUAAAAAAAACAAGAUACCUCCAUUGCUUCUCUUAAGUAACUAAAAAAAACUCACCUUAUUUCCAGGGCUGAGCGGGUCCACCUGCACUUGCUCCGUGCCCGGUCCGCCUUCCUGGCUGACAUCAUCAAAAUUGAUCUUCUCAGCCAAUCAAAAUGCUUUCCCAUAGGAAAGCAUUGGAUUGUAUGAGAUUGUCAAUUCUGUUGACUUUAGCCAAGGCGGAGCGAAACACAGCACUGGCCAAUCAGCAUCUCAUCAUAGAGAUGCAUUGAAUCAAUGCAUCGCUUUGGGGAAAGUUCAGCGUUUCCAUGAACGUCAGUCACACUGUGCAGCACUGCCCCAGGAAGCACCUCUAGUGCCCAUUUGAGGAGUGGCCAGUAGGGGUGUCCCUAGGCUCUAAUGUAAUGUAGAAUGGCGACUGUAUAACAAGUGGUCUCUGGUUUUGUGUUUGUGCUUUCUAUGUGUUCAGGGAAGUUUGAUUUGGCCCAUCUACUGCAAAGCUAGGAAUUACAUAAAACCUCUUUAAUAAACAACAUGUACAGAUUUUAUAGAUGCAAGGUAUUUAGCAAAACACUCAAAUACAAAUCUUUGCAAAUCUAAAACUGACACCAACCAAUCUGAAAAAGAAAAUAAAUACACGGUAAAUUACAUAAUAUUAUGAAAGGAAUACUAUAAGCACCAUAACCACUACUUCUUAUUGUAUUAGUUAUGGUUCAAUAGGUGCAGUACUUGGGUUCUUGUCACUGCAAAUAGCUCUAGUGGUUAUGGUGCCUUGAGAGAUCCUUUAGCUUGUCCACUUUCUUUCAGUUAGAUACUCUCACAGAAUCAAAUUCUCUAUUAUAGCCAAUACCUUUAACCCCUUAAGGACACAUGACACGUGUGACAUGUCAUGAUUCCCUUUUAUUUCAGAAGUUUGGUCCUUAACCCCUUAAGGACCAAACUUCUGGAAUAAAAGGGAAUCAUGACAUGUCACACAUGUCAUGUGUCCUUAAGGGGUUAAGGGGUUAAAAUAUAGUAUUUACACAAUAUAGUUGUAGGGGAAUACUACAACUAUUCAUUGUUUUACACUAUUUGCUAUUUCUUUUAGAUAUUUCAAUUUGGUUGGCGUCAUGAGAUGUAUAGUGAAUUGUGUCUGUUUUUAUAGAAUGCCUUCUAUCUGUAAUAUCUGUUUAUGGUAUUAUGUACUUCCUAGCUUUGUACUAUUAGCUUUUUGGUAGUGACAAAUCUUUAGCCAAGCUCUCUAGACGCAUUAUUGUUUGGUUACAUGUUAAUUAGUAAAAAUCCUGAACUCUGGACUGGUUGUUAGAACCCCCAGGGGACUGAGACUCACACAUGCCUGACAAUAAAUACACUCGAGAGGGAACAUGGGGCGGAUACUCUGGGGAGUAUUUUAGCGAGAUUGUCAUGUUAAUGACGAACACAAAGAAAAUAAAGCAUUCAUUGCAGUCUUACUAAACAGUUUCCUGAUGUAAGUAGUUUAUUUUUUUUUAUAUGACCCUUAUUAAAAUGACGAUCGGUUAGGGUUCAUAAAAUGAUCUGUGUGUGCUGUGUGUUACAUUGUAUAUUUUCCAUAACAUUGUAUAUACUGAGAUUGUAUUAUUCCUGAUACAAUGCUUUAUAAUAAUUGUUCCUGUGUCAUUGUGUAAUUAUCUCAUUUAUUGUAAAAUUUCCCCCUUUCAUAAUAUUGUAAAGCGCUGCGGAAUUAGUUGGCGCUAUAUAAAUACUACUAAUAUUAAUAAUAAUAAUACCAUGUGGCUGUAAUCAUCAAUAGUAGAUGGCAGUCUACAGCACCAUAACCACUACAGCUCUGGAUAGUGUUGUGAUGCCUCAAGCCUGGGCCUCUCCACAGCACAUAUAGCCUGCGCCCUAUUUGGUAGCAUUGAUAACACAGAAUUUACUCUAAUACCACCAUUUACAUCUGACCCUAUUUUAGCACUCCCAUCACUGCAAUCCACGUCAGAUGGAACUGAUAUUGGUGAUGCAGGAGUGGAUAGUGUAAAUUUCACAUAUUAAUGUGGCUGGAAAGGGGGCGGACUAUGGGAGCCGUGAAAGCUGUGAAUUGUUACUGUUUUCACUGUCAUGCAGUGUGAGGGUGUUUCUAGCCACUGAGCUGUAGUGGUUAUGGUGCUUAGAGGUCCCCUUUAAUUUUAUCCAUUCCUGAAGCCAUAGUUGUUAAAUGACCUUGAUUUUGGCGUGGUCGCCCUAAUGUAAAUGUAUAUGAUAUGUGAUAAUAUUAAUAAUAGUAUAUGAUAACUACAGUACAGUUCUCUGACGUUAAAAAUUUAUGUACUUCCAAGAUAUUCACGGUUGUUUACUUAAGUGAGAAUUUAUAGUAAAUUUCAAAUUUAACCCAUGAAAGUCACAUGACGGAAAUAUUUCGUCAUGAUUCCCUUUUAUUCCAGAAAUUGUGUCCUUAAGGGGUUAAGGCCAAAGCAGCCAAACUGAUAGCACAGCUAAUUGUUCUAGUUUGGCCAUUUCGACCUUAGGUUUGAAAUUCACUUUGAAUGUACCUUGAAUUCUCUCUUUAGUGAAUGACUGUGACUAUGUGCAAGGACAGCUGCAUCUGGGAGCAUUAGUCACAGCUCUAAUAUAAAUGCAUAGGUGAUCUAGCAAGUUCGUUAAAUGCUGGAUGUUUGUAAUGAUUAACAUAGGGAGUGGUAGCAGCUUAGAAUGGACAAAGGUUCAUGAUAACUAUCGUCUUCCGCUUUUGUGUUUUAUGGGUAGGGGGCUGAGACAGCCCCCUCACCUGAUAAGCAUUUGCAUUGUAAUAUGAAAAGAUAACAUACCUAAAGGUGGUAUGUAGGGGAAGGUAACUGUAUUUUCAUUCUAAGGAAUAGUCAAAGAUUUCUGAUUAAUUGUAAAAAGGGAUAGGGGGAAAGGCUGCGCCAAAACAAUAUUAACCUAUUAUGUGUGAACAACACAGAAAGCUAUUCCAACAGUAUAUAAUAAAUACAUGAAUAAAGAUUUCUGUUUGUCUGCUUUCUCUAGGUAAAAGGACAGAAGAAAAAUUAAAUAUUACAUUUUAUUUAUGGAUUAUGUUUAACCAUUAGCCUGGUGUUUGCUUGCAUAGUCAGCGUUUUGUUUUGUUUUUGUAAAUAUCUCUUUAUUCGAUUUUCAAAGUAAGAAAGGUACAGCGUUGGGACUCGCAGGUCCCUCAAGAUUUAAUGCAUCAUUAUGGUAUGAAUAUAGUGAUUGUGAUUCAGAGACUCGCAAGUCUCAGUAAACUGGUGAGAAAAAUCUGAAGAAAUAGACGCGCAGGUCCCAUGAAACAGACUUUUUAUUAAAUACGGGUAGCAGGUAAAACACGCUUUCCGAACUCCAGGUCAUUGUGUGGCUCAGCUUGGAUCCCCAAGACCUGAAUUCCUUCCAUUGUUAUGCAAGUCCCUCAUACCCUCACUAGGUUAGUACAUAUUAUUUACAAGUGUUGAUCCCUGCCCAAGCGGGGUCCACCUUACCCAGCCAGGGGUCUGGGUGAUGUGCUAAAGGGGAGAAGUUGGGGAGAAAAGAACGGGAAGAAAAGGAGAGAGAGAGAGAGAAAAAAAAAGGAGUGGGGGAGCUUUGAGAGGGGGGAGGGAGGAGUCUGGUGUCGUCCAAGGAUGUAACAAAUCCUAUACUUACCUUGGCAGUUCACCAAUUAGCUGUUUCUCCAAUCAGGUGACCUGCCCCCUCCAGUCUUCCUGCCUGAUCGGCUAGUCUCCUGGACGCCGGCUGCUGUGCGCACACCUCUUUUGUAUGACGCAGCAUACGCGUGCUGACGUCAGGCGAUAGGCAGUACUGAGGGCAAGAUUUACAGACGUCCUCUCAUGUUUUGGGGGCAUGACUGCAUCAAUCACGCCCCCAAACAUAUAAAAGCACAUUUAGCCAGUGUUUCAGUGCCCUGUUGUGGUUCCUAGUUUACUAGUGUCCCAAAAGUGCGUUUAUAUCUGGUUUUCUACUAUUCUGAUAUUGACUCUGCUUUUUCCUGACUACUCUGAUUUCUGGUUUCCUUGACUCGGCUCUGGUAUUUCGUUUUGGUUGUUCUCUGGCUCCCUUUGACUUAGGCUUGGUUUGGCUAUUCUCUUCCUAUUACUGUCAGUCCGGCCAUUCUAAGGACCAGUUUAGGUAUUUAUUUUGUACCUAUAGGAGGGUUAUUAUUCUGUGUGUUGGGUUACCCAAUUCGUGACAGUUGGGUAAAGCCAAAUCUUCCUACGGUUCCUGGAGGUGGUUACAUCUCUAGCAGGAAAGUGUUUUAAUUGUAUGUGUAGCGCGUCUUGGCGUAACACUGCACGUACAGAGUCCAAGCACUAUAACCAAUUCGAAUUACGGAAGUGGUUAUGGUGCUUCGAGAAGCCCUUUAAUGAAUAUCCUCAGAAACUUUAGGGGUUAUUUAUCAAAUGUACUUUAGUAGUCUAAAGUACUAAAAGUUGGGCAAUCACCACAGGUGACUUCACCCCCUUUACAUCUGUGCACCACUAUUAAAGAUACAACACUUUUUUUCCCAUUCUUUAUUUUGGUUGUAUAGGUUACAUACAACAGUUCAGCAUCACUAGGAAACAUAUCAUAAAUACCAAUUAAAUAGGAAACAUAUCAUAAAUACCAAUUAAACAGAAGUGCCAAUAUCUGGAGAGAGGCUUCAAUAACACACGCUGAAAGAGUAGCACCUGAGCCAUAUAUUAAGUUAUGAAACACUACGAUUCGCACUCUCUGCUAACAGAAAGCAAUAAGUAAAAAAAAAAAUUUUUAAUUUAAAAAUGAUAAGAGUUGCUUGUAGUAUCCUGCUUGAUAUGACAUAUUUGAUAUCAGACAUAAUAACUCGAAGAUACUUAGCAAUACUAGGUGAUACUAGGUAAAGAUUCCCUCCUUCGUUAGAUGCUCACCCAGUCUCCACUCCUUCAAAAAAUCAUUAAAAACCCACUUCUUCAUAAAAGCGUAUCAAUUAAACUGUUAAUAGCUCCUAACUGAUUCCGCUUCUGCAACUGUCACUAGUCUAAUACUAUCCUUACCUUUUGUGUCAUUUUACCCCACUCCCUCUAGCAUGUAAGCUCAUUGAGCAGGGCCCUCAACACCUCUGUUCCUGUGUGUCCAACUUGUCUGGUUACAACUACAUGUCUGUUCGUCCACCCAUUGUAAAGCACUGCGGAAUUUGACGGCGCUCUAUAAAUAUCAUAAUAAUAAUAAUAAUAAUAAUAAAAAAGGAAAACUCCAUAUAGUGUAAAUAGAGUACACUACAGCAUACAUUCUAUGGAAGCUUAAGAAUAAAAUGCUCUCAGAUAAACAUAACUGUAACUAUGCAUGCAGAAUUCAAUAAGAGAAAUACCGGUAAUUCUUGCUGUAGUAAGAAUCUGUGGUUUAAGAUACAACACUUUUUAUGCAUAAUCUCCAGUAUCUCUGAAUUACAGCAAAUUGGUCCAAAUUUAUAUGAAAUUAGAAGCUAGCGUUUAGUCCUACAUGCAUGGCAGCACUAAUGCUUUUAGUAUUACAUUGUAAUAAUUAACCCUCUAAAAUAAAGUCUCGUGACUGAUAGCUUUGUGCUUAUGCCGCUCAAGGAAUUGGAGCUAUCAGUACUUCCCAUAAAAAUAUCACACUGCUCAUUACAAACGCUUGAUUAGAUAUGCUUAGUAUUUAUGAAUUUACAUCUGUUCUGAGUCACAUGGAUGUUAAGAGACUUUCCAUUUUCCCCAUCCUUCCUUAUCAGAGCACCAAUAAAGAUAAGAGAAGAUGCAUGACUAUAUAUAACAUAUAUAUACCUACGCUAACAAUUAUGACAGACAAAUGAACACAAGAAUAAAAAAUUUGGGUUUUUUUUACAGUGAAAAAGGAAGUUUAACACACACGGGAAAAGAAUUGCAGCACAUCAAAAAAAAUAAAAAAAAUUUAAAAAGUGAAAAAUAAAAAUAUAGUGUAAUAGUUUCAUUAAUGAGGUUUGAUUUUGUACUCACACAAUUUCACUGCAGCUUGUAGUUAUAUCUUGGGUCUUUAUUCAAUAAAUCAUAUGGGCAUAUUACAACCAUAACAAUGUUAUGUUAACUCGGGGUGUCAGAGAGGAUUAUUUACUAAUGUGUGAAUUGUCGGCAUUCGAUGGGAAUUUGAAAUUUGAAGCCAUAUUGAAGAAGUCAGCUAUAUAUUCAGUUUAGCUAUUUUGGCUUAAUAUUGUAAUUGUGCUUUUAAUUAAUUACAAUGUAAUAGCCCACCAGAGAGUUUACACUUUAUAAAUAUAGGGUAAUAUCAGUAGUGAACACCUACUUUAGUAGUAGUUUUUUUUAGUAGUGAAUUCCUCUUCUGCGACUGUCACUAGUCUAAUACUAUCCUUACCUUUUGUGUCAUUUUACCCCACUCCCUCUAGCAUGUAAGCUCAUUGAGCAGGGCCCUUAAGCCCUCUGUUCCUGUGUGUCCAACUUGUCUGGUUACAACUACAUGUCUGUUCGUCCACCCAUUGUACCACGCUGCGGAAUUUGACGGCGCUAUAUAAAUAUCAUAAUAAUAAUAAUAAUAACACCAAGUUCGAGUGCACUGAUUAUCAGACUGAAUCUCCAAGUAACAAGACUUUCUGUGCUGAGGGCUAUCGCAUUAGCCAUUUUAAAGGAUAAAUAUUAAUGAUACAUUCUGCAUAGCGACAUAUUAAAAUGGCUAUCUGGCUGUUUAUGCGUAAAGAGAAAAAUUAUUCAGAUGGACACUAUAGGCACCCAGACCAUAUCAUUUAAAUGAAGUGGUUUUGGUGCAGUUUUUUCCUUUUUUUAACCCUGCAAGGGAAAACGGCAAUGAUUUAAUUGCAAGGUUUAAGUACACUCAGACAGUCACUAGAGGCACUACACAGCAAGUAAAACUGCUAUUUUUAUCAGACUGUUUAUAAAAGAUGUGCACUAACCUCCCAAUGCUUUUCUUACCGGAAAGCAUUGGAUUGGCUAAGAUCCUCGAUUUCCGUGAUCUCGCGACGGAGGCAGGUCUAGCCAUAGAGAAAGCACCGCAGCAUAGAAGAAAAGGUAAAUGAAGUAACUUAUCAGGAACUCGGAGGGCAGAGCAGAAAACUAAAUGGCUACCUAACACUCUAGCAUUAGGAAUAGAGAACACUCCAAGCAUAACCACUAGAGCAUGCUGUAGAGCAGGGGUGCCCAAUAGGUAGAUCCACAGAUGUUGUAGAACUACAAUUCCUAUUAUGCUUUGCAUGCCUCUAGAAUGCCUUUACAAUGACAAAGCAUCACGGGAUCUGUAGUUUUAAAACAUGGGGAUCUACCUUUUGAUGGCCUCUGCAGUAGAGAUUAUGGUACCUUGAGUGUUUGUUGCCCACUCCCCAGGGUUAUGGGGGACUGAAGAGAUACAUAGGGGGUUGCAGAGAUUCAUGAGGGUUUUUAAAGUCUUCUUGCACCCUAAUCACUGCAUUCAGUUCUAGUAGCUAUAAAUACUUAGAAUGUUGCCUUCAGAUUGUUAAAUUUCAGGGAAUGCCAAAGGACAAAUCUGCCCCAGUUGCCAGCUACAAUGCUUCUGGGCAGCACUUGUUUAUUCUGCCUAAUAAUAAUUGUGAACUACAGAUACUUUUGUAAUUUAAACAGUCCAAUUCUAGUAAUUUUCAUAAACAGUAUCCUGUAAUGUGCAUAUUAAGCUCAAUUGUAAUUUAUAUUUUUUCUUCUACUUUAACAGGUCAGCAAUGUUGUCUUCUUUGUGGCUGGACCACUCAUGAUGUACCUGCUGCACCCUUAUGCCUGUAAACGCACCCUAGCUGUUCAUCUCGUUUGGACCAUGUUCACCUUAGUCGGUAUGGAAUGUGGCUUUUUUUUAAUAUUUGUGUGGGUUUGUUAAGUGAAUGUCCUUCUUUAGUUAUAUAACAAAGGGAGUUAAAAAAAAAUAGAUACACAACAGUGAAGAAAUCAGGUGGUCUGGCGUGUGUUAAUGCACCAUUGGGAUCUGUGCUAUUUACAGAGAUUUAAAGAUUUCCCCUGACUAUUGUGUAGAUAACAGUUCUGACUCUCCCCACACACAGACCUAUAUCUCAUAGAUUACUUUAGAUGCUGUUUUUGGCCUCAUGAUGCAUUGAAGUAGAAUGGGACUUUCUAUUGUGGAGCUCUGCACGAAACCAUAUAGGACUGGAAAGGGACAAUGACAUAUAGUUCUGUAACAGUGCCAAGAUAAAAUGGUGAGCUGCAAAGAUAUUAAAGGAACGAUGAAACGUUAGGAAUACAAACAUAUAAUGCUAUAGAGGUACCGUACCUAUUUAGGUGUCUAUCACCCCCCCCCCCCUGUAAAAGAUUAUAAUGUAGAAUUAACCUACCUUUACUCCCUUAACACGCUGGUCUAGCUGUGACCUCUCUGCCUCCUUGGCUGAGAUCAUACAGAUUGAUUACCUCAGCCAAUUGUAGGGCUAAUGCGUAUGUGUGGCAGAAGGCUGGAAGAGACCACCUGCAAUCGAUAUGCAUCAGGAACAUGACAGUGAAGUUAAAUAAAAUAUUUAUUUUAAAAAACUUUGAAAAUAUAUAAAUAAAAAUAAAUUGGCAAAAUGUAUGCAGCUUCCAAGACGCGUUUGGCCAAUUCUUCAGGGUUUAUAAAUAGAGGUUUAAUCCUGGAGAGGUAGAUACACAUUUGUUGAUCGCCUCUGCGAUACGCAUUGCUGGGUUGAUUAGGGCAAUUGUAUAUGUAGUUUUGUGCCUGUUGAAGCAUGGUCCUGUUGCUCCCAUCAGCUGCAUACCAAGGAUGAAGGUCCUCUCUCAUGCAGAUAGUAAACAAUGGGUAGAAGUGAUAAUGUAAGAGGGUAUAAUGUCACCUUUGAACAUAAGAAGGGAAAAUAAAAAAUGAGUAAGAAAAGUUACAGAGAAUGUGCUAAAAAGGUGACAAAAUAGAAGGAGAGGGAGUUCUAAUGAGAGUGUAGGAAAAUGGGCUCAACAAGAAACACAAGCUUAAAUAUCGAAGAGAGGUUUGAGUGCAUCGGUUGGAAAAAUGAAAAACAUACUUGAUACAGCAUAUAUAGAAGUUGAUUUUACUAUUAUUUAACAUUUUAUUAUUUUAAAAUUAUAUACUGUAUACGUAGCAUGUGUCUGCUCAAACAGCCAGAAACAGACUCCAUGAGGGUGGUAUAAGGGCCCAAUGUCCACAGGUUGUGCUUACAGUCCAACACCGUGCAGGACGUUUGGCAUUUGCUAGAGAACACCAAGAUUGGCAAAUUCGCCACUGGCGCCCUGUGCUCUUCACAGAUGAAAGCAGGUUCACAUUGAGCACAUGUGACAGACGUGACAGAGUCUGGAGACGCCGUGGAGAACGUUCUGCUGCCUGCAACAUCCUCCAGCAUGACCGGUUUGGCAGUGAGUCAGUAAUGGUGUGGGGUGGCAUUUUUUUGGGGGGACCGCACAGCCCUCCAUGUGCUCGCCAGAGGUAGCCUGACUGCCAUUAGGUACAGAGAUGAGAUCCUCAGACCCUUUGUAAGACCAUAUGCUGGUGUUGUUGGCCCUGGGUUCCUCCUAAUGCAAGACAAUGCUAGACCUCCUGUGGCUGGAGUGUGUCAGCAGUUCCUGCAAGAGGAAGGCAUUGAUGCUAUGGACUGGACCGCCCGUUCCCCAGACCUGAAUCCAAUUGAGCACACCUGGGACAUCAUGCCUCGCUCCAUCCACCAACGUCACGUUGCACCACAGACUGUCCAGGAGUUGGCAGAUGCUUUAGUCCAGGUCUGGGAGGAGAUCCCUCAGUAGACCAUCCACCACCUCAUCAGGAGCAUGCACAGGGAUUGUAGGGAGGUCAUACAGGCACGUGGAGGCCACACACACUACUGAGCCUCAUUUUGACUUAUUUUAAGGACAUUACAUUGAAGUUGGAUCAGCCUGUAUUGUGUUUUUCCACUUUGUGUCUCCAAAUCAAGACCUCCAUGGGUUGAAAAAUUUGAUUUCCAUUUUUUAAUUUUUGUGUGAUUUUGUUGUCAGCACAUUCAGCUAUGUAAAGAACAAAGUAUUUCAGAAGAAUAAUUAAAUUCAUUCAGAUAUAUGAUGUGUUAUUUUUGUGUUCCCUUUAUUUUUUUGAGCAGUGUAUAUAUAUUGCUGUAAAUAUAUAUAUCAAAUAUAUAUAGCACUCCACAGAAUCCAACACUUGACAAGCCAGUAGAGAAACACUGGAGUGCAAUCUCAGAGCCAAAAUAUAGUCACCAAGAAGAGCACACUCAACCAAAUCUAUGCUUCAAAACAAUUAGGUGCUUUAUUCACAUAAUAAAUGUAUGGACAUUUCUGUCCUAAGGAUAGUCCUGAUAAAGGUCCCUGUAUGGACUGGAGCACUGAUUUAUCUAUUAUGUGAAUAAGAUACCAAAUUUAUCAAAGCAUAAAUUGGGUUAAGUGCACUGUUCUUGAUGACCAAAUAUAAUUAAGGCUGACAUUCCACUACAAUUCAUUCCUGUGACUCACAAAGCAUGGCUGAAAGGCGACCUGUACAAAUAAGUAGCUACAUAGUCCAGGUCUCCAUAAGUGUACAUAAAUAUCAACAAUUUCAACAACAAGAGCCUUGGAAAUCUCAGGACAAUGGCUUUUAAGUGUAAUUAUGCUGUCUGCCAAGUUUGUUUUAUAUAUAUUUAUAUAUCAUUGUCUAUGGAUGCAGCCAUUCCAAGUUUUUUUUUAAAAUGUAUAUGUAGAAUGAAUUAAGUGUUUCAUCCGUUUCCUUGACAUGUGGAAUCAGUAACGUUAUUGCUUCCCCAUAGGCCUCUUCUCUGCAUACUACCACAUGACCUUGAGCUACUUGGGGCAAAUGCUGGAUGAGCUCUCCAUUCUGUGGGUGAUUGCUUUGGGCUAUUCUGUAUGGUUUCCCAGGCCCUACUUUCCGGAAUUCAUCAAGAACAGGUACGAUCAACCAUCUUCCAGCCAUAAGUUUUCUGCCUGUUCAUUUUGGUAAAAUAUCUCAACCUGAAAUAGAUUCUUUCUCCCGAUUAUGUCGAUUUUCUUACUUUAUUCCAGGCAGAAGGGUUAGCUACUGUGGUAGCUACUGUCCAAUUUCAGGGCUGAUUAUUUCAGUUCUUCUCUCUAAUGUAAUGAUUGAUUUGGCAAAUUACAUUGUUUAAGCGUCUACAAUAUGAAUGUUAUGCACUAAAGUAUGAAACAUUGGGAAUUCAGAGUGAAUUUCAAAAUUUAGGUUAAAAUAUCUAAAACUGAAAACUCAACUGGUUUCAAGAAUGUAUCCGUUUGGCUAUCUUGACUUAGAAUUCGCCACAAUUACCACCUCAGUGAAUACCCUGUCACUUUACUACCUACCUGUUUUACAACUGCUCGGACCUCUCAUGGCCAUUGGAGGUAACUAAAAACCUCCAUUUGUUUAAAUAUGCUUAUGGAUUUGGGAAAGAGCGCAGGUAACUUUUUUUCAUUGGUUUUUACUGUGUAUAUUUGGGCUGAUGUGUGAUAUGGUCGCUGCUGCUGCCCAGGAGUAGUGGGAGUUUGAGCGCAUGACUUUUUUUUGUAAAAUGUAUAUAUUGACUACUUUAACUGAAAUGUAAUCUGUAUAUCACCCAGUAUGUGGGUUAUUUGUUUUUGUUUUUUUUAUAAUUUUUUACUGAAAAUGGCAUUUCAUUUUAUAUGCUACUCUACGGUUGCUCCACGAGUACAACCAUCCUUGAGUCCUCUUUGGUGAGAAGCACCACUAAACCAUUCUUCUUUAACCUAAAAAUCGUUAAAAAGAGUAUCAAUUAAACUGUUAAUAGCUCCUGACUGAUUCCUCUUCUGCAACUGUCACUAGUCUAAUACUAUCCUUACCUUUUUGUGUCAUUUUACCCCACUCCCUCUAGCAUGUAAGCUCAUUGAGCAGGGCCCUCAACCCCUCUGUUCCUGUGUGUCCAACUUAUCUGGUUACAACUACAUGUCUGUUCGUCCACCCAUUGUAAAGCGCUGCGGAAUUUGAUGGUGCUCUAUAAAUAUAUAAUAAUAAUAAUAAUAAUAAUAAUAAUAAUAAUAAAACCGUGUAGCUAGUGCACAUUCAUGAAUUCUGGCAUCAUAAGAAAAUGCAGAACAUUUUAAAAAUGUAUUGUGGGUUGGUUUCAUCCACUCUCAUUCUGCAUGAUCUAAGACAGGGGUAGGCAACCUUCAGCACACACACAUUAAAAUGAUACACAUGUAGGAUAUAAUAAUACAUGCAAUAUUUCAUUCUAAAUUAAUUAUUUGCUCAUUUAUCUUUUACUCGGUCAGUGCCACAGAGGCAACUCUUAAGGCUUAAAAACUGCAGUGUUUUAAAUUUUAGGGCUAAAAGGACAGGACUACUUCACGCAGACCACUUUAUUGGUGGUUUUAGUGUAAUUUAAAGUACCCCUGUCGCUUUUUUAUUUCCGUUUUCCUUUCCUUGUGUCCCUUGUAUUUUAAUUAUUAUAGUCAAGUAUGGAACUUGAACUCUUACAAAUUUUGGUGACCCUGUGCCCCGCUUCCCCUGCUCCUUAUGUCUCUGGCCUCCCUUCAUCUUUCACUUGUGUCUCUAUCGCCGCCACCCACCCCCUUGUGACUUCCUUUCCAUCAGUCCUGGGCGUGGGACCCAUUAGCCCAGGAAUACACAACCUAAAUACAAAAAAUCCCAAGCUUACAUGUUUGCUAUUUAACCAGUAGAUGGCGCACACAGAUGCUUUCAUGUUACAUAGCAUAAUGAUAUAUUAUUAUUACUGGUAUUUAUAUAGCGCCAGCAUAUUCCGUAGCACUUUACAAUAUUAGCAAACGGGGAGAUUUAACAAUAAAUGAGACAAUUACAAAAUCUUACAGGAACAAUAGGUUGAAGAGGGCCCUGCUCAAACGAGCUUACAGUCUAUAGAUAUAUAAACUAUAAAAUCAUUGAUAAAAUUCCUUUGUUGUUCAGAAAAAAUGGUUUAUUUAUAACCUGAGAUAACAGCUUAGAAUGUAGACAAAAGUAGUCCACAUGUGUCUUGAAAGCAAAUUAUUGUCCAGAAAUAUAUCUUCCUACUUGACAUUUCUUGUGCCUGUAUACUAUUCAUGAUCGGGUUAGUUGCCCUAAAAGAUAUUUUACAAUUAUUUUAGAAAAUGUCUUAAACUGUAGAUUGCAUGUGACCAUAUAAAAAAAAAAGCCUUAAUUCUUUAAAUUAAAAUGUCCUAGUAACUCUUCUUACCAUCUCUCCAGGAAUCAGUUUGGAACUGCCAUUUUUAUCAUUGCUACGAUCAGUACGGCGCUGUCAUUUGCGAAGCCUGUGAUCAACGCCUAUGUCUUGAACUGUAUAACGUUCCACAUACUAUACAUAAUGGUGAAGGAAAUUAGAAAGUAAGUAUUCUUCGCAAUAUACCUUCACCUCUAUCUUAUAUACAGAGGUGGAAGAUAGACUUCUCACCUUCUCCAAAAAUACACACACCAGGAUAUAUACCCUUGCUAUUCCUAAUAUAUAGACAUGAAACAUCCUUCUUCGUAAUACACAGACAUCCAUUUAUGUGCACGCUUACCAUUUCUAGAUUUCCUCUUGUUCCGGGCUGGCUAAUGACAUCCCAAUGACGCUGCUAGAGGUAGAGUUACACCUCCGGUAGCAGAAGGGUUAAACUUUGCAUGUGCAGUAUUUUAUAGCAAACAGCUGCACAUACAGGCUGUGUGCACCAUGACCACUUCAAAUCACAGAAGUGGGCAUAGUGCUUGGAGUAACCCAUUAAAGGUUCUGGUUAUUCUGUGGGGUUAUGUCAGUUAGAUUUGAAGAUUUAGGGUUAGGCUAUGAGCUUGAGGUUAAGCCUGUGGUUAUGGGAGUUAAAGGGACACCAUAAACACCAAAACAACUUAGCUUAAUGGAGUGGUUUUCUUGUAUAGAUCAGGCCCCUGCAGUCUAACUGCUCAAUUCUCUGCCAUUUAGGAGUUAAAUAACUUUGUUUAUACACAGAACUAAAGAAGCAAGAAUUGUUUCAGUGGGAGAAGAGUAAGAGGAAAAAAGAGUGUAACAAAAAAUAUAUAUACAUGGUACAAAGUACAUUAAACAUCACUUUUAUUAAAUUACUUAAAAACAAGAUGCACAUGCAAACAUAAUAUUAAUCACAUUAGUAGACUGUCACCUCAAUAGUGCAUUUGAAAUAAUGUCCAGAAAAAUGGAUUUUAAACAUAACAAAUUACACUAGUGAACUAUCAUCUAAAUUGUGCGUUUAAUAUCAGGAAUAGUGAAUUAUCAGAGAAAAGUGUACUACAGUAAAGUACGAGAAGUCAACAGUGCUUAUAUACUAAAAUAUCAGCAAUCUCAAAGCCAUAUGCUAAUGAAUUUUCCCAAGGUAUGUACAUUAUAUAUUUGUGCUGUAAUCUUCCGACUUAACUAGUAGCAAGCUCCUCCAUUUGCAUAAGGUGGCAAAAACUGUUCUAAAGCACAUUACUGACCUCCUCUGGCACAAUAAACAGGAGGUCUGUUGACUGAACAAAGAAUUGCUGAUUUGUUAUAAAAAAUUAACAGACAGAUGAGUAAGUAACAGUAGUGGGAAGGCGAAAUGUACACAUUGUUGCCUAAAAUAGCAGCCUAAAAGUGUUUAGUGAUAAUAAUAUAAUGUAAAAGAUACAUAAUACAGAUGCAAGAGAAAGGAUAGAGAAGUAUUGUGGAAGGAAGCAAAAAAUAAAUAUCUAUUUGAUAACACCAUUUCAUAGACAAAUAGGUCCUAAUAGGAUGAAAUCAAUUUAUAAAAUCCCUACUGUGCCUUCGAGGGCACCCCACUAUAGUGAUAAACGCAAUAAAUCACACUGAAAUUAUAAUUUUUCCAUCUCCCAACCUGAUCUAAUGUAUGUAAUCACAAUCAGGGGGAAGCUGAAAAUAAUUAUUCCCAAAAUAAGGUAGAUAUUGGUCUUGAACAUAGCAUAAUAGAACAUGUAUAGAGUGAAACUUGACAAGCCACUUUGUUUAUACAGCCCUAGCCACACCUCCCCUGCAUGUGACCUAUACAGUCUCCCCACACUUUUCCUGAAAAGAGAGAUCUAAUGUUCAUACUUCCUUUAUUGCACAUUCUGUUUACUUUCGAAUUUCUUAACUCUUGCUCUGUUAAUAGCCUUCUGGAUCCUGCAGAUGCCUCCUGUGUGUGAUAAAAGUCAAAUUAACAGAGCAGAAGACAAAAAUCUCUAAAGUAAGCAUGCUGUUUAGAUUGAAAAUGGAACACUUUGUUUCCAUUUUCCGUCUCAGUCACGGUCAUGGGAGGUUUAGCUAGGCCUGCAUAAACAGAAACAAAAGUUACACUAUAGUACCAAAAAAAAAUUAUAUUCAUGAAGCAGUUUUGGUGUAUAGAUCAUGCCUAUGAAGUCUCACUGUUCAAUUCACUGCCAUUUAGGAGUUAAAUCACUUUUGUUUCUGCUUAUGUAGCCCUAGCCACAUCUCCCCUGGCUGUGACUGACACAACCUGAAUUGAAGAAAAAUGGUCUAAUUUUCAAUCAGAUAUAACUUUCUUUAAAAGUUUUUAUCUGCUGCUCUGUAAAUUGAACUUUAAUUAUGUACAAUAGGCUUCUGUAGAGUCUAGCAAACUUUUAACAGAACGGGAGAAAAUAUAUUCUCAGUUAAACAGAAUUUGCAAUAAAGGAAGUAUAAACAUUAGAUGACUCUUCACAGGAAGGGUUUAGGAAGGCUGUGUAAGUCACAUGCAGGGAGGUGUGAUUAGGGUUCAUAAACAAAGUGAUUUAAUUCCCAAAUGGAAGAGAAUUGCUCUAUACACCAAAACUGUUUCAUUAAGCUAGAGUCGUUUUGUUGACUAGUGUCCCUUUAACGCCUAAAUGACAGAGAAUUGUUCAGUGAGAUUGCAUGAGGCAUGAUCUAUACAAUAAGCUUCAUUAAGCAAUAGUUGUUUUUGUGCUUAGAGUGUCCCUUUAAACUUCUUGGGUUCAUGACACUUAGGUUUUGGUGUUAGAUAUGGCAUUAUUUCUUUUUGGAAUCACAAUGACGUGGACUGCAACUACCAGCAUUCACACCCAAGCUCUUUAGGCAUCACCAAUCUCUUGCAAAAGCACCCUUAUCUAUCACACUUAGGGCUAUUCAAAUGUUAUACUUACUUUAUAUACACCCUGUUCCAAAUUAUUAUGCAAAUUAUUUUUUUCUCAUUUACCUAAAUAAUUGAUGUAAAUAACAGUCAGCAUAAUUCUCAUGUUAUCAACUAUUAAGAGUACAAUUCAAAUUUUAUUGAACAAACUUCCUAAUGAUAACAGUAUUAUUUUUAAACAUAAAAAAACUUACAAUGCCCUGUUCCAAAUUAUUACGCACAUUACGUUUCAAAACACUUUAUAGGUUGUAAAGAACUGAAAAUUGUCAUUUGUUGUGUUUGAAGGAUAUUUACUGAAAUCAAAAGCUAUUUCAAUCAAACUUAUAACAACAUUUUAACUUUUUAAACGUUUUAACAGGUCACGUUACAUUUUAACAUAGGACCCCUUAUUUGAUAGCAGCUUCACAAGUCUUGCAUCCAUUGAACUUGUGAGUUUUUGGACAGUUUCUGCUUGAAUUUGUUUGCAAGAUGUCAGAAUAGCCUCCCAGAGCUGCUGUUGGAUGUAAACUGCCUCCCACCCUCAUAGAUCUUUUGCUUGAGGAUGCUCCAAAGGUUCUCAAUAGGAUUGAGGUCAGGGAGGAUGGAGGCCACACCAUGACUUUCUCUCCUUUUAUCCCCUUAGCAGCCAUUGAUGCAAAGGUAUUCCUUGCAGCAUGAGAUGGUGCAUUGUCAUGCAUGGAGAUGAUUUUAUUACGGAAAGCAUAGUUCUUCUUUCUGUACCAGGGAAGAAAGUGGUCAGUCAGAAACUUCAAAACUUUGCAGCAGUGGCGUCGCUAGGGGGGGGCAGAGGGGGCCAUGGCCCCCCCUACAUCAUGCUGUGCCCCCCCUUGUGCCCACCCAAAUGCCAGCAACUUGCUGGCCAUGUGUUUAAAUUAUAUUCCCUCGGACUGUAACAGUCUGUUACAGCCCGAGGGAAUGUAGGACACAGGAGCUGGAUGCUGUCUGUGGAGAGAUGCUGGGGCCGGAGGGAGCACUGACAGGCUCCCCGGCAAGGCCCCGCCCCCAAAUGAAGCCCCGCCUCCCGCACAUAAGCCCCACCCCCGCCAUAAAGCAGCAGACCUUGCUGCUGCUGGAAAGGCCAGAAGAUGGCUGUCUGACUGCCCAGCAACAGGCUCCAGUGACAGGUAGGCUUGAUAUGCUAGUGUGUGUGUGUGUGUGUCUCUGCUAGUGAGGAAGCUUGUGUGUGUGUGUGGACUCAGCAGUCUGUGUGUGUGUGUCUGUGUGUAUGGACACAGCAGUCUGUGUGUGUGUGUGUGUGUGUGUGUAUGGACUCAGCAGUCUGUGUGUGUGUGUGUAUAUAGACUCAGCAGUCUGUGUGUGUGUGUGUGUGUAUAUGGACUCAGCAGUCUGUGUGUGUGUGUGUGUAUGGACUCAGUCUGUGUGUGUGUGUAACUCAGCAGUGUGUGUGUGUAUGAACUCAGCAGUCUGUGUGUGUGUGUGUGUAUGGACUCAGCAGUCUGUGUGUGUGUGUGUGUGUGUGUGUAUGAACUCAGCAGUCUAUGUGUGUGUGUGUAUGGACUCAGCAGUCUGUGUCUGUUCAUGGACUUAGCGGUCAUGUGUGUAUGGACUCAGCAGUCUGUGUGUGUAUGAACUCAGCAGUCUGUGUGUGUGUUUGGACUCAGCAGUCUGUGUGUGUGUGUGUAUGGACUCAGCAGUCUGUGUGUGUGUGUGUGUGUUUGUGUAUGGACUCAGCAGUCUGUGUGUGUAUGGACUAAUCAGUCUGUGUGUGAGUGUAUGGACUCAAAGUCUGCAUGUCUGUGUGUGUGUAUGUGUGUAUUGACUCAGCAGUCUGUGUGUGUGUAUGGACUCAGCAGUCUGUGUGUGUGUGUGUGUGUGUGUGUGUGGACUUAGCAGUCUCUGUGUGUGUAUGGACUCAGCAGUCUUUGUGUGUAUGGACUCAGCAGUCUGUGUGUCUGUGUGAAUGUAUGGGCUCAGCAGUCUCUGUGUGUGUGUAUGGACUCAGCAGUCUGUGUGUUUGUGUGUGUGUAUAUGGACUCAGCAGUCUGUGUGUGUGUGUAUUUGUGUGUGUGGACUCAGCAGUCUGUGUGUGUGUGUGUGUGUGUGUAUGGACUCAGCAGUCUGUAUGUGUGUAUGGACUCAGCAGGCUGUGUGUACGUGUAUAAAUCAGCCUGUGUGCAUUUAGCAACGCCUGUGUGCAUUCAGGAGUCUGUAUGCAUUCAGAAAUCUGUGUGUGUGUAUGUGUGUGUAUAUAUUCAGCAGUGUCUCGGUGUUCGUAUUCAGUGUACUGUGUGUAUGUACUCAGCAGUCUAUCAAUAAUUAAAAUUUUUAUUCCUGUGAGUUAUUGUGUAGGAAGGGCCCCAGUGCACUGCUUUGCCCAGGGGCCCUUAAUGCUGUUAAGAUGGUACUGCUUGUGUGUGUCAGUGAGCUUCUAUUUAGUGAGCAUGUGUGUGUCAGUGAGCUUGUCUUUAGUGAGAUUGUGUGUGUCCCUGAACUUCUUUGUAGUGAGCCAUGUGUUUAUACAAGUGUGUUUGUCUGUAGUAAGCUUGUGUGUGUUAGAGAGUUUUGUCUGUCAGUAAGCCUAUUUGCGCUUGUCAGUGAGCUUGUGUGCUUACUGUAAUAUAUAUAUAUAUAUAUAUGAAUAUAUAUAUAUAUAUUGACUUGUAGGAAUGGCAUACAUUUCUUUCCAGGGCUGCUUUGGAUUCCCAGUUUGGCUCUGCCAGCGAGUGCGCUCUACCGCUGAAUCAUCUGUGUGAGCUGCCGCACACUUUAGCCCUGUUACACGCGUCUGGGAGCUGCUGUUGACAGGUACUAGUAGUCUAGAGAUUGGUACAUGGGGUAUAUGCUCAGCUAUCUGCAUAAUACAAUAGUGCUGUUCUCUGUAUAAUACAGAUCUGUGUGUGUAUAAUAUCCCGGGAUAGUCAGUGCUUCCUGUAUAGUGCUGCUCUUUGUAUAAUACAGGUCUGUGUCUGUAUAAUAUCCUGGGACAGUCAGUGUUCCCUGUAUAGUGCUGCUUUCUGUAUAAUACAGGCCUGUGUCCAGGUAUAUUAUACACAAACAGUAAUUGAUAGUUGUGUUGCAAAAUGUCCUUGGAAAUUUUUUUCAAAUGUUGGCAACUAUGGCACUGUAUCAAGGUAAAUGUGUUUGUUUUUUAAUAAUCCCUGGUGGAAAAUAAUUAAUCCUCCACCAGGGAUUAUUAAAAAAAAACAACACAUUGUGUCUGGGGGGGGGGGGGCUUAACAUGCAGCAGGUGUGGGGUCAAACUGUGGCGAGGGAGGAGUUAAAUGUGCCCUUCUACUUUUGUCCCUGGCCCACCAUGUGCCCCCCCUAAAAAUGAAUCCUAAAUACGCCACUGCUUUGCAGAGGUCAUCUUUACAUCUUCUGGGACCCUAAAGGGGCCGACCAGCUCUCUUCCCAUGAUUCUGGCCCAAAACACAACUCCACCACCGCCUUGCUGACAUCGCAGCCUUGUUGGAACAGGGUGACCGUCCACCAACCAUCCACUACUCCAUCCAUCUGGACCAUCCAGGGUUGCACAGCACUCAUCAGUGAACAGGACUGUUUGAAAAUUAGUCUUCAUGUAUUUUUCUGCCCAAUGCAGCCGUUUCUGCUUGUGAGCAUUGGUUAGUGGUGGCCGAAUAGAAGGUUUAUGCACAGUUGCAAGACUCUGGAGGACUCUACACCUUGAUGUCCAUGGGACUCCAGAGGCACCAGCAGCUUCAAAUAUCUGUUUGCUGCUUUGUAAUGGUAUUUUAGCAGCUGCUCUCUUGAUCCGAUGCAUGGAUCUGGCAGAAAUGUUCCUCAAUGUGCCUUUAUCUGCACAAACCAGUCUGUGCUCUGAAUCAGCCUCAAAUCUCUUAAUAGUGCGAUGAUCACGCUUAAGUUUUCAUGAAAUAUCUAAUGUUUUCAUACCUCAUCCAAGGCAUUGAACUAUUUCACUCUUUUCGGCAGCAGAGAGAUCCUUUUUCUUCCCCAUAUUGCAUGAAAAUGGUGCCCUGCUUAAUAAUGUGGAACACCCUCCUUUAGUAGUUUUUCCUUAAAUUGGGCUCACCUGGCAAUCUAAUUAUUACAGGUGUCUGAGAUUGUUUUCAGUGAUCAAAAGAGCCCUGAGACACAAUGCCAUCCAUGAGUUAAACUGAAAAACAAAAUCUUUGUGACACUUAAAUAGAAUUUGCAUAAUAAUUUGGAACAGGGUAUAUACAGAACAUCCUAAUAUCAGCAACAGUUAUUUAAUCAAAGAAGAUUUAAUCCACAGGGUUCUGGGAUUUUUCCACUCAGUGACAGAUAAAGCAGGAUGAAUAUUCUUUUAUCCUUUCUAUUAUACAUGCAUGUAUUAUUAAGCAUUUAUGUACUGAUUGCACCUGAUAAGACAUCAUAUUCAGUUUCAGGAUCUAGAUUUAGUUUACAAUGGGUUAGGAAAGCCCAGAGAGGCCAUGUAUUUUUUAUUUUUUCUGACUUGUUAUGCCGAGAAAACAAGUUACACAAGUUUGUUAUGUUGACAUAACAUGUUGUUUUCUCAAAAUAACAAGUGAGAAAUAUAGAGGAGAGAGCUGCUUAUUUGCUUAUCAGGGACAGCGGCAGCAAGGAGUAUAUAGGUGAGGGCCUUUGUCACACUCUACCAUGCGGUGCCUGGUUACAUUUGCAUGUCCUCUAAUCCCCCCUUUUAUUACCUUGAAUCUGUUUUGUUCAGGUGUACUGUUCAGGAAAUCCGUAAUUUGGCAUUCCUUGCGUUCGUCUUGUGGGUUGUGGCCAUUUCCUGCUGGCUCAGUGACCGUUUGUUUUGUAGCUUCUGGAGAACGAUCAACUUUUCUUAUCUGCACAGCAUAUGGUGAGGAGGCCUGAUAAACCAUGUAUUAUUAUUAUUAUAACUAUUAUUUUACUCAUUUAGCAAGGCAGGUUAGCAGGUAAACAUACAGGAGUGGAAGGCAGUCGGUGGCACUUGGUAAUCAGCUAUGAUUUUAUUAGUUAUAUUUAAUUUUUAACCAUUUUUAUUAUAAAUACAUUGUAUGCUAGACAGUCUGUUUAUUAUAAAAUUAUUUAUAUUGUACGGACAGACAGUCUAGGUCUAGUGAAGACUAGAGUUACCUACAAUGCCAAAUCAGUGGUCUUUCCUCUGCAGAUGUCUGAGUGAGCAUGAAGGGUAGCAUGUGUUUUGUUUGUUUGUUUGUUUGUUUGUUUGUUAGUUAGUUAGUUUGUUUUUUAAUGCAUGUGUGUAGGUAGGAUAGUGGCUGUAGUGUGUAAGGGUAUAGAGGAUGUAGUUUAUGUGGGUGGGAAAGGGGAUGUAGUAUGUGAGGGUAUAGAAGAUGUAGUUGUGUGGGUGGGAUAGGGGAUGUAGUGUGUGAGGCAAUAGAGGAUGUCAUUUGUAUGGGUAGGAUAGGGGAUGUAGUGUGUGAGGGUAUCGAAGAUGUAGUUUGUAUGGGUGGGAGAGGGGAUGAAGUGUCUAAGGGUAUAGAGGAUGUAGUUUGUGUGGGUUGCAUAGGGAAUGUAGUAUGUAAGGGUAUAGAGGAUGUAGUUUGUGUGGGUUGCAUAGGGAAUGUAGUGUGUAGGGUAUAGAGGAUGUAGUUUGUGUGGGUUGCAUAGGGAAUGUAGUAUGUAAGGGUAUAGAGGAUGUAGUUUGUGUGGGUGGGAUAGGGAAUGUAGUGUGUGAGAGUAUAGAGGAUGUAGUUGUAUGGGUAGGAUAGAGGAUGUAGUGUGUAGGGUACAGAGGAUGUCGUUUGUGUGGGUGGGAUAGGGGAUGUAGCGUGUAGGGUAUAGAAGAUGUAGUUUGUGUGGGUGGGAUAGGGGAUGUAGUGUAUAAGGGUAUAGAGGAUGUAGUUGUAUGGGUGGGAUAGGGGAUGUAGUGUGUGAGGGUAUAGAGGAUGUAGUUUGUGUGGUGGGAUAGGGGAUGUAGUGUAUAAGGGUGUAGAGGAUGUAGUUGUGUGGGAUAGGGGAUGUAGUGUGUGAGGCUAUAGAGGAUUUAGUUGUGUGGGUUGGGUAGGGGAUGUAGUGUGUAAGGGUAUAGAGGAUGCAGUUUGUAUGGGUGGGAUAGGGGAUGUAGUUUGUGUGCGUUGGAUAGGGGAUGUAGUGUGUUAUAUAGAUGAUGUUGUGUGAGGGGGUGAGAUAUGGGGUGUAGUGUGUUUAGGGAGAGGCUGUGUUUAGUGAUUGUGGAGAGGGUACGGGCUUCAAUGUGUAGGGUGAUAGGCUGGUGAGUGUGUGAGAGAGAUCUCUGGCCAUUGUGCUCCCUUUUUAGGCUUGCUGCUUGGAUUAAAGGGAUACAAAAGGCACUCAGACCACCUUAUCACAUUGAUGUGUUCUGGGUGCAGUGUCCCUGUCCCCCUUAGUCUGCAAUAUAAAUCAAUGAAUUUUUUGAGAAACUGCAAUAAUUAUAUUGCAGGACUAAGAACUAAGAUUGCCUCUAGCUGCUGUCAAUCACAUAGCCAUUAGAGGCACCUUCUGGUGGUUAAGUAAAUUUUGGUCGCCUAAUUGAUGCUGGACGUCCUGAUAACAAGACAAUGAGACCUAUAGAUGUUUAAUUGAUUAUUUAUCUGUCUUUCUUGCAGGCACAUCCUUAUCUGUAUCACCGUUUUAUACAGUAACACCCUUUUUGCCUACUUUGAUGCUGUUUAUGAGAUUCCAGAAUGCCAACCACAGGUUCAUUACUGGCCUUCGAACUCUGUCUACAUUGGUUUCCCAUAUUUAGCCAUCACCAAGUCUAUGCCAAAAAAAAACUGCUAGUCUUCAAUAAACAAUAUGAUCCUGAUUUAAAAAUAGGACAAUUCUGAAUUUCAGAUGCUGCAUUUCAUAUUUUUGUAAUAAAAUGGAUUAAUUUAUAA
Messenger RNA from Pelobates cultripes (western spadefoot toad), 31828 nucleotides. NCBI's taxonomy places the organism in Eukaryota, Metazoa, Chordata, Amphibia, Anura, Pelobatidae. The record is from the annotation of a GenBank genome assembly.